AUGUCAUCGCCUGCCAAGCACAAUCCAUCAAUCGAGUCGGUCCAGGCGAAUCUACGUAAAUUCCUCAAUGUGUACCUCCAGCACCGGCCGUUAGUUCAGCGGACACUGACAGCUGGGUUUGUGCUAUAUUGUCUUGGAACGACGUUCGCUGCGUUGACCGGCCGAACGAGUAACAAGAGUGGUGGAUCUGGUGGGUCAGGAAGGGGGAGGAGGGGUAAAGACUCGAAGAAGACGACUGCAUCUCCCAACGAUCCAUUAUUCCAUAUUCGACUAAAGAGGCUACUUCGGAUAGUCAUACCGAGCCUGAGAUCAAGGGAAGCAGCGAUGUUGGCAUUACAUUCUGCAUUCUUAGUGACGAGAACAGGUAUCAGCUUGUAUGUAGCUGAACUGGAUGGAAGGAUCGUAUCCUCCCUAGUUACCGCUCAACCAGCUUUGUUCUUGACGAAUCUGACAAAAUGGUUAUUGGUCGCUAUACCUGCUACUUAUACCAACUCGAUGUUGGAGUAUCUUCAAUCCGAACUGGGCCUAGCAUACCGAACGAGAUUGACCAAGCACGCUUUACAAACAUACCUUGACCCCAUCAUGCCUCCUACCACUAUCAACGACACCACUAACGAGAAAUCAUCUGGAUCUUCUUCAUUACUCAAGACAGAUAAUGAUGCGCAAAUAUCAGGAGAACAGUUGUUCUACAAAUUAUCAAAUUUAGAUGAUCGGAUCAAGAACGCAGAUCAAUAUCUGACGGUGGACAUUCAACAAUUCAGUAAUAAGUUGGCCGAGAUAUAUUCAAAUAUUGCCAAACCUGUUCUGGAUGUUAUCCUGUACAACUAUCAAUUGUCGAGGAAUGUCGGUGCGGAGGGAUUGGUCAUCUUGACGAUAUUAGUUCAGACUAGCGCUGGAUUAUUACGAGCUAUCACACCUCCGUUCGGGACAUAUGCAGCACACGAAGCCAAGCUAGAGGGGGAACUUCGAUUCACCCACUCACGGCUCCUCGAAUCGGCCGAAGAAGUAGCUCUAUACCACGGCGAAGAAUUCGAGAAGAACGUGAUUGAAAGAGGAUAUUUCGCUUUGGUCAAACAUGCCAAUAGAGUAUUGAGGAUCAGAGUAUGGCACGGUAUGGCCGAAGAAGGGGUUAUCAAGUGGGUCUGGGGCAGCUUGGGUUUAUGUAUUUGCGCAAUACCGGUUUUCGCAGGUGAGAUGUUAGGUAUGAAAGGCGGUGAUUUGGGUACGAGAACGGAAGGCUUUGUUACUAAUCGAAGACUUUUGUUGUCCUCGAGUGAUGCUUUUGGGAGAGUCAUGUAUAGUUAUAAGGAGCUUGCCGAACUUGCUGGAUAUACUGCUCGAGUUUCGGAUCUGUUUGAUACGAUGGAAGAUGUGAAGAAGGGGCAUUAUCAGAAAAAAUUAGUUAGCAGUGCCAGAAUAGAGGAUAACGCUAAGAUGCUUCAAGGUCGAGGAAAGAUCAUUGAAUCCGAUGAGAUUAGGUUCGAUCAGGUGCCACUUAUCAGUCCGAAUGGUGAUGUGUUGGUAAAAUCGAUGAGCUUCAACGUCGAGCCUGGAAAACACCUAUUGGUGGUUGGGCCCAAUGGAUGCGGUAAAAGUAGUCUAUUCCGUAUUCUUGGCGGUCUUUGGCCAGUCUACGGAGGGACGGUCUACAAACCCCCUGCUCGAUCAUUUACCUAUAUUCCUCAACGUCCUUACCUUUGUACGGGCACCUUACGAGAUCAAAUAAUCUACCCCCACUCCCAUGUGGAGAUGAGAGAGAAGGGGAUCUCGGACGGUGAUCUGUCGAAGAUAUUGGAGGUUGUCGAGAUGGGACAUAUAGUGGAGAGAGAAGGUGGUUGGGAUACAGUUAGAGAAUGGAGAGAUGCGCUCAGUGGAGGUGAUAAGCAGAGAAUCGCAAUGGCUAGAUUGUUCUAUCAUAAACCUAAGUAUGCAAUUUUAGAUGAAUGUACGAGUGCUGUCACACUAGAAAUCGAAAAAGUCAUGUAUGAUCAUGCCACUGCAUUGGGGAUCACAUUGAUGACCGUCAGUCAUCGACCUUCGUUAUGGAAAUACCAUUCGAUGGUAUUGCAGUAUGAUGGAGCAGGAGGGUAUAUCUUCACCGAAUUAGAUGCAGAGAAGAGAUUGGCUUUGCAGGAAGAGAAACAGGAUCUGGAGCAUAAAUUAUUGACUGUACCGAAAUUGAAACAGAGGUUGGAAGAGUUGAAAGCUGUUAAAGCUGAGAGGGGGAGAGUGAAAUGA
Kwoniella botswanensis is the source of this 2238-nucleotide messenger RNA. RefSeq lists its product as uncharacterized. Gene Ontology annotation, biological process: peroxisome organization; very long-chain fatty acid catabolic process; fatty acid beta-oxidation. Gene Ontology annotation, molecular function: ATP binding; ABC-type transporter activity; ATP hydrolysis activity. Bases 1 to 2238 code for a protein of 745 amino acids. Gene Ontology annotation, cellular component: peroxisomal membrane. The transcript has 16 exons. NCBI's taxonomy places the organism in Eukaryota, Fungi, Basidiomycota, Tremellomycetes, Tremellales, Cryptococcaceae. The record is from RefSeq and is a predicted model, not a curated record.